AUGCUCGUCGUUUUUGCAUUUUUGUUCCUUCUCCUCCGCACCGAGGUAACCUUUUGGAUUCUACCACGUCCACCGCGCUUUCCCUCGGCGCAGACAUUGUGCCCAACGUCGCCGCCAUAUCCGUCGAUCAUCUCGCCUUCACCUGGUCGGUUCAAUUGGAGGAAUAUUACGCAGCAUUAUCCGGUUGACAUAUUCGCGGAGCUGCCUGCUACUAGGUUUCCAAAGCUACCGCGGGUGCAAUUCGAUUUCGAGGAAGAUGAGACACCUCUCUACCAUGAGCUUAUGCGCAAGCGUCGUCAAGCUGCGGUCAAGACGACUUUCGAAAGAUCCUGGAAAGCUUAUAAAGACUAUGCCUGGAAGCAGGACGAGCUGUUACCAAUCUCAGGAGGAUUGAAGACAACUUUUGGUGGCUGGGGAGCUACCCUUGUGGACAGCCUCGACACCCUCUGGGUCAUGGGGCUAAGAGAUGGAUUCAACGAAGCCGUACAAGCAGUGACCGAGAUCGACUUCUCACCUGAGGAUGGCGAACUCAACAUGUUCGAGACGACAAUCCGGUAUCUGGGAGGAUUACUUGCAGCGUACGACCUGACGGACUGCAAAGAUGGCAGACUUCUUGAGAAGGUCAUGGAGCUGGGCGACAUGAUCUACAUGAGCUUCGAUACUCCCAACCGUAUGCCAAUCACGCGAUGGAGUGCAAAGAAGGCAGCAGCCGGUGAACCACAGUCAGCAGCAGCACAGGGAAUCAUUGCCGAACUCGCGUCGUUCAGUCUCGAGUUCACACGUCUAUCUCAGCUCACUGGAGAUAUGCGAUAUUACGACGCUGUGACCCGCAUUACUGCUGUCCUCGCUGAACAACAGAACAGCACCAAGAUUAGCGGUCUGUGGCCUGUGGGCGUCAACGUCCAAAAGCCUGAUUUGACCACCGAUAAUCUAUUUAGCUUGGGUACUAUGGCUGACUCGGCGUAUGAGUACUUGGGCAAGACGUAUCAACUCCUGCACAGUACAGGUGCAACUGCGUCGCAGUACGCAAACAUGUACAGUUCCGCCAUGGAUGCUGUCAUCACACAUCUCCUCUUCCGGCCAAAGACGCCGGACAACGCGGACAUCCUGAUGCCAGCGGCCGGGCGUGUAAAUGACCGGGGCACAGUCGACCUCGACCACACCGCCCAGCACCUCGCCUGUUUCGCCGGUGGCAUGCUUGCACUUGGCUCCAAGCUUCUUGGAAACACAUCACAUCUGGACUAUGGUCGUAAAGUAACCGAGGCAUGUAUUUGGAGCUACACCCACGCACCAAACGGCAUCAUGCCAGAGAUGUUCCGCAUGACGCCCUGCCCUACUCACGAGCCAUGUGACUACGACCAACAAACAAGCGAGAGGCAACAAUUCCCGGGCUUCGAACAAGUGACUGACGCGCGCUACAUGCUCAGACCCGAAGCGAUCGAGAGCAUGUUCUAUAUGUACCGCAUCACAGGCGAGCGGCGGUACCAGGAUAUUGCUUGGAGCAUGUUCGAGGCGAUUGAGAAGCGGACGAGGACAGGACUUGCGAAUGCUGCAAUAAAGGAUACGAGCGAGCUGGAGCUUGAAGAUAGUAUGGAGAGCUUUUGGAUGGCGGAGACUCUGAAAUACUUCUAUCUAAUCUUUAGCGAGCCGGAAUUGUUGAGUUUGGAUGAAUGGGUGUUCAACACUGAGGCGCAUCCUUUUAGGUUGAGAGCGCAGACAUGA
This is a messenger RNA of Didymella exigua CBS 183.55, 1722 nucleotides long. Its product is annotated as glycoside hydrolase family 47 protein. Gene Ontology annotation, molecular function: mannosyl-oligosaccharide 1,2-alpha-mannosidase activity; calcium ion binding. Gene Ontology annotation, cellular component: Golgi membrane; endoplasmic reticulum. The transcript has 2 exons. The record is from RefSeq and is a predicted model, not a curated record. Lineage: Eukaryota; Fungi; Ascomycota; Dothideomycetes; Pleosporales; Didymellaceae. Bases 1 to 1722 code for a protein of 573 amino acids. Gene Ontology annotation, biological process: N-glycan processing; carbohydrate metabolic process.